GCGAGGGAGGACGUGCCGGCCGGAGCAGCAGCCGCGGAGACGCGCCCGGCGUGGGAUUGGCGGCGUUCCUGCCGGAGGCCGGGGCUGCGAGCGCCGCGGGAGACGUAAAAGGGCUGCUGCACCUCCGACCGCCGCGGGACGCACGCGGCCGCCUCGAGGCCGCCCCUGAGCGGGCCUCCCAGCCCCGCCGUCCAGCGCCCCCUGGCCCGCUCGCGCCGCCGGCCCGCCAGCUCUUCGGGGAGCCCGGGGUAUGAACGGCUACGGCUCCCCCUAUCUGUACAUGGGCGGCCCGGUGUCGCAGCCGCCGCGGGCGCCCCUGCAACGCACGCCGAAGUGCGCGCGCUGCCGCAACCACGGCGUGCUGUCCUGGCUCAAGGGCCACAAGCGCUACUGCCGCUUCAAGGACUGCACGUGCGAGAAGUGCAUCCUCAUUAUCGAGCGGCAGCGGGUCAUGGCGGCGCAGGUGGCACUGCGCCGGCAGCAGGCCAACGAGAGCCUGGAGAGCCUCAUCCCCGACUCGCUGCGCGCCCUGCCGGGACCCCCGCCGUCUGGGGACGCCGCCGCCCCGCAGCAGCCGCCGACCUCGCAGCCGUCCCAGCCGCCGCGCCCUGCCGCCGAGUUGGCUGCGGCCGCCGCGCUGCGCUGGGCCGCCGAGCCCCAGCCCGGGGCGCUGCAGACGCCGCUCGCCAAGCCAGAUUUGACCGAAGAGCGACUUGGGGACAGCAGCUUGGCCGACAGCGCAGAGACCUUCAGCGACAAAGACACGGACCAGAGGAGCUCCCCGGAUGUUGCAAAAAGUAAAGGCUGCUUCACCCCCGAGAGCCCCGAGAUAGUGUCGGUGGAUGAAGGUGGGUAUGCAGGCCAGAAAAACGGGGGCACCUCGGACAGCCGCUCCGGCAGCCCCAAGUACCACGGGGAGCAGAAUCACCUCCUGAUCGAGGGCCCCUCGGGAACCGUCUCUCUGCCCUUCAGCUUGAAGGCCAACAGACCCCCCCUGGAAGUGUUAAAAAAAAUAUUCCCCAACCAGAAGCCCACGGUGCUGGAGCUGAUCCUGAAGGGCUGUGGGGGGGACCUGGUGAGCGCCGUGGAGGUCCUGCUGUCCAGCCGGUCCUCGGUCUCGGCCGCCGAGCGAACUGCCGCGGAGCCCGAGAGCCUCGUGUUGCCCUCCAACGGGCACAUCUUCGAACACACCUUGAGCUCCUACCCCAUCUCCUCCUCCAAAUGGUCCGUGGGGUCGGCCUUCCGAGUCCCAGACACGUUGAGGUUUUCUGCGGACUCUAGUAACGUUGUCCCCAACCCCCUGGCCGUGCCCCUGCAGCACCCCUUCCCCCAGCCGCCCCGCUACCCUCUCAUGCUGAGGAAUACUCUGGCCAGAAACCAGUCGAGCCCCUUCCUGCCCAACGACGUCACCCUGUGGAACACCAUGACGCUGCAGCAGCAGUAUCAGCUGAGGUCCCAGUACGUCAGCCCUUUCCCGGGGAACUCUGCCAGCGUCUUCAGGAGCUCGCCGGUCCUCCCCGCGCGCACCCCCGAGGACCCGCGGAUCUCCAUCCCUGACGAGGGGUGCCCCAUGGUGUCCAAGCAGCCCAUCUACCCCGAGGACGACUACGACGAGCGGUCCGACUCCUCAGACUCCAGAAUACUCAACACAUCAUCUUAAAGUGGAACCGGGUGGGAAGGGACCAGGUGACACUUUCUGUGCAUCUGAACCCUGGGAGGGGGCAGGGGGGAGGGUCUGAGGAGAAGCCACAUCCUGUGUAUACCUUUUCCUUCUGUUUGACAAAGUGACUGUGCUUGAUUCUAUUAGCAAUAAAAACAUAACUUAUUUAAUUUCUUGCACUUCACUGGGAAAUGCCAAAUAGCUCUGCUCUGUGGCUUUAGUGCUGAAAUGCUUAUUGUACAAGAGAGUCUCGUGCUAAGCAUAGUCUUGGGAAAGCCGGGACCGCGGAAGAUUUAUUUGGGGAUGUGACGCUGAAGGUCAGCCUUGCUCCUAAACUCCACCCGGAGUGUUCAGUACAACCGUAUACUUGAAUGCAGUUUGGUGGAGGGAUUCCUCAGGACAUGUGGCUCCCAAAGGAAGUGGUGCGAUUGCAGAGGGACUGCAAACAGGGACAUUAUGUUCUUGCGCUGGAAGUCCGUCUUGCAUUUUAAAGGAGAGACUGCGCUGAAGAACAGAGCGAACGGCCCACAUGCUUAUUUAAGCUUGGACAGUUUUCAGAGACAAACCCCAUUAAGAAUUAUUCCUUUCACAUGGCUGAAUCGAAACACGUGUAAUGUCAAUGUAAAACCCGUCACAGCUGUGAACUGCAUGAAAUGUGUUGUGAAAUGAACACGAGAUUAAGCUUUGUCGGGUUAAUGUAGCAUGCUAA
Molecule: messenger RNA, 2369 nt
Organism: Myotis daubentonii (Daubenton's bat)
Lineage: Eukaryota; Metazoa; Chordata; Mammalia; Chiroptera; Vespertilionidae
Gene: DMRT3
Product: doublesex and mab-3 related transcription factor 3
Biological process (GO): regulation of transcription by RNA polymerase II; male sex differentiation
Cellular component (GO): nucleus
Molecular function (GO): protein binding; DNA-binding transcription factor activity, RNA polymerase II-specific; RNA polymerase II cis-regulatory region sequence-specific DNA binding
Source: RefSeq, a predicted model, not a curated record